CCAUCGAUCUAUUUUACGCUCUGCCUGUUCUUCUUCAGGGUCACUUCUCAAAGGCUCAACGAUCUUCUUCACUGUUCGCAAGCUAAGCUCCUCAGUUUCUCCAUGGCUGCUUCUGCCUCUUCCACUUUCAAGAAGAUCCAAAUUCAGAGGGAGGGCACUGAAUUUGAUGCUUAUAUUGUGGGGAGAGAUGAUGCCCCUGGAAUUGUUGUGCUUCAAGAAUGGUGGGGAGUGGAUUAUGAAGUCAAGAACCAUGCUGUAAAGAUCUCUGAGCUUGGUUCUGGUUUCAAAGCACUUAUUCCCGAUUUGUAUCGAGGUAAGGUUGGGUUAGAUGUGGCUGAGGCGCAACAUCUGAUGGAUGGCCUUGAUUGGCAAGGUGCUGUGAAGGAUAUACAUGCUUCAGUCAACUGGCUCAAGGCUAAUGGUUCCAAGAAGGUUGGUGUCACUGGAUACUGUAUGGGAGGUGCUCUCUCCAUUGCAAGUGCUGUGUUGAUCCCUGAGGUUGAUGCCGUUGUUUCAUUCUAUGGAGUCCCUUCACCAGAGCUUGCAGACCCUGCCCAUACUAAGGCACCCGUUCAAGCUCACUUCGGCGAGCUCGAUUCCUUUGUCGGCUUCUCUGACUUGACGGCUGCCAAGAAACUGGAGGAAAAGCUAAAAGAAUCAGGAGUUCCUCAUGAGGUGCAUAUCUAUAAAGGAAGUGGACAUGCUUUCAUGAACCGAUCCGAAGAAGGUGUGAAGAGGAGGAAGAACAUGGGAAUGCUCGAUGAGGACGAUAACGCAGUCGAACUGGCAUGGUCUCGCUUCCAGUCAUGGAUGUCGCGAUACCUCUCAGCUUAAACUGGUUCGUUUUCGGUUCGAUUCGCCCUUUUAUCUUAAUUAGCUUCCUAGUUCAUGGCUCAUUACACAAGCUUGUUUGCAUUCCUGGGCACUGUUUGUUAAACUGGAAUCCAACUUCUGAAUUGUGUUGCUUUGUGGAGUAUGCUUGUUGAAAAGUUCAUGAAUAGAACAAUAUGGUCUCUGUAUGUGUUUGAAAUAUGAACUCCUGUGGGUAUUAUCAUUUA
Messenger RNA from Cucurbita maxima (winter squash), 1058 nucleotides. Its product is annotated as protein usf. NCBI's taxonomy places the organism in Eukaryota, Viridiplantae, Streptophyta, Magnoliopsida, Cucurbitales, Cucurbitaceae. Bases 103 to 834 code for a protein of 243 amino acids. The record is from RefSeq and is a predicted model, not a curated record. The transcript is spliced from 5 exons. Gene Ontology annotation, molecular function: hydrolase activity.